Molecule: messenger RNA, 1015 nt
Organism: Effrenium voratum
Lineage: Eukaryota; Dinophyceae; Suessiales; Symbiodiniaceae
Source: the annotation of a GenBank genome assembly
AGCCGUUUUGACCUCAGACGUGGGCGUUCGACCGCCCUUAGGGCGUCAAACAGCGCUUAGGGCAGGCGGCCAAAAGGGGCGACGGUUUCGGGACGCUUUGGGCCUUCGGGGGAGUGAUGAUGUGCUGCUGCGAGGCUGGUUCCGGGGAUGCGGUGGAGAGUAUCUACGCGCUGAAGCCGGACCCUUUGCGCGAGGAGGGCAUUCUGGGCCUGGAUCAGACGCAGGAGUCCCCGCGGCCACCGCACUCUUUGGCCAAGGGAGGGAAAGUCAUCGUCACCUUCGAGCGCCCGGAUGGCUCUGAGAAGGAUGUGAUCUUCCAGUACCGGCCCUUGGGCAUGGACUGCAGCGGCCAGGAGCCCAUCGUGGUGCAGCGGGUGCGGCUCAUGAGCCCAGCAGACCGGGCGGAGGUGAAGGUGAACUGGGUGGUGCGUGCAGUGGAUGGCAUCCGCACCCCUGGGUCUCUGCUCUCCCUGAUGCAGGCCAAAUCCAGCCUGCUGCCGCAGGAGCCGAAGCAGCAAAAGGUGGUGCUGAAGUUCCUCGUCUCCGGUGAAGAGAGCCAGGAGUUCGAUCUGGACUUUCAGUACCAGCCAUGGGGCAUCAUGUUCACCAAGUCGGUGCCCUUUCGCGUCAAGCACGUGCGGCCGGGCUCCUACAGCGAGCGCCUGGGGGUGAUGAAGGGCUGGACGCUGCUGAAGGUGGAUGCCGAGGACAUACCCGAGAGGCUGGCUGAAGCCAUGGACCUCAUCCAGGCAAAGGUGGCGUCUCUGGAGGAGCUGCCGCAGAUCGGCUCCGUUCGGGCGGGGGCGGUGAAUGAGAGCCCCGCCUUCCUCGGGUAGGCCAUGGGUAGAGUGGGUUUCACCCGGACACGCAGUUUUCAGGCAGCGCCCGAAACCAGGGCCUUAAGGAGGCUCAACCCCCCUGAAGUCCCCUGGAAGUGUCGGCUUUGGGGCUCGGAGUGCACGGGCGUUGCGCACGUACCUCGAGCAGACGUCUCGGGUCUGGGUAUUGCGGGCAU